This is a messenger RNA of Fusarium subglutinans, 2136 nucleotides long. RefSeq lists its product as uncharacterized. Gene Ontology annotation, biological process: carbohydrate metabolic process. The record is from RefSeq and is a predicted model, not a curated record. Lineage: Eukaryota; Fungi; Ascomycota; Sordariomycetes; Hypocreales; Nectriaceae. The transcript has 7 exons. Bases 1 to 2136 code for a protein of 711 amino acids.
AUGCUGGCUUCUGUUGCCGAUCCUCACGUCGGCGGCUAUAGACAGAAUAACAUCAUCCGCAAAGAGCUGAUCAACAACGAGACGACGCCUUUGCAAGUUGGGAACGGUAACUUUGCAUUCUCUGUUGACACCACAGGAAUGCAAACAUACCUCCCUUUCAACACAAUGUCACGCUGGGCGUGGCAUAAUGACACUGAACCAAUUGGAGAGCCAGUAGGCGCAUAUACCGGCGUGCCUAUAAAGACGCAUGGUAGAAGCGUUUCUUAUGAUCUACCUGACCCAAAUCUUCCUGAUGUUUCUCAAUGGCUCACCGGAAACCCCAAUCGUAUCAAUCUGGGACGUAUUGGGCUGCGAUUUAAAGGCGAUACGCUGUCAUCAAGCAACAUAGCCAAUACCCACCAGGAGCUAGACCUCUGGCAUGGUGUUAUCACAUCAAAUUUCACAAUCAAUGGUGUUAAGGUCCAAGUUGUGACGCAGGGAGAUUUUGAGUCCGACGCAGUUGUUUUCACCGUGGAUUCAGAAUUGAUUGAGUCCGGAAAGCUCAAGGUCGAGUUCGACUUUCCAUACCCUCCAAUCCACACAACAAAGUACAAGAACGAAGUCUUUGUCGGUGUCUAUGAUUUUCCUAAGAAUCAUUCUACAAAGCUGUCAAAGAGCCUGAAACAUAACACAGCGCACAUUUAUCAUGACAUGGGGACCAAGUACUACGUGAACCUUCGUUGGCCCCAGAACGAUUCACUGGAGUUGAAGCGUCUUGAGCCGCAGGGCGUUACCAAACCCACAGCUCUUCGAUAUAUCCUUUCAUCAAGGCAUCGAAGAACCAUAUCCUUCGUGGCGCACUUCUCCCCAGAUAAGAGAGUACCCGAUCUGCCAUCUGUUAUCAAUAGUCGUAGCAGAGCUAGAUGGCAAGACUACUGGAGAGAAGGGGGUUUUGUCGAUUUGACAGAGUCUACGAACCCCAACGCUACUGAGCUACAACGCCGAAUCAUUACCUCCCAAUACCAUGUCAGGGUGAACAGCGCUGCCACCGGUGAGUCUCCGCAAGAGAGCGGCCUGAUGAACAACGGCUGGUAUGGCAAGUUUCACAUAGAGAUGGUUGUAUGGCACAGCGCUCACUGGGCCACAUGGGGUCGAGAUAGAUACUUUCACAAUGUUUUCCCUGCGCUUUAUGAGAAGCUUCUGCCUACGUCGCUCGCGAGGGCGAAGAAGAUGGGAUGGGAGGGAGCACGUUGGCCAAAGAUGACCGAAUCCAUUACCGGACGAAGUUCACCUGGCGGGAUCAAUGCACAUCUGAUGUGGCAGCAGCCGCAUCCCAUGUACAUGGCUAUGCUUGCGUGUAAGAGCAAGCCCACAAAGAAGACGCUGAAGCGCUGGGAUCCGAUCUUGGAGGCGACUGCGGAUUAUAUGGCAUCCUUUGCAUGGUUCAACCAGUCAUCUGGGAAGUAUGAUCUUGGUCCACCAAAAUACACUUCGGGUUUAACACAAUGGGCGAUUGGUGUAACAGAGAACACGCCCCCGGAGAACACGCUCAAUCUUGCGUACGAAGUCGCAUACUGGAGAUACGGUCUUGACGUCGCCUGCGAGUGGAAGAAAAAACUCAGCCUACCUGUACCCAAGCACUGGGUGACUGUUGCAAAGAAGCUGGCUAAACCACCUCAAAUUGGCGGACUGUAUACAGUUUACGACGGUCUAAACUCAACCUGGUGGGAUGACCCAGCACUCAACCGUGAUCCGAGAAGUUUGAUCAUGCUACAAGGUAUUCUACCCGACACACCUGCAGUUGACAAGGAGGUAGCGCGGCGAACGGCGGAUAAGGUCUGGGAAGUCUGGACUGACCCAAGCAUCCGGGGAUGGGGGCGGCCUGUACUGGCGAUCAACUCGGCUCGCAUUGGAAAUCCUGUGCGAGCGAUAUAUCACUUGACAGCAUAUGACUAUUGGAAGUUUGAUGACGCAGGAUUUGCCAUUCGUGGUGGUGAUGGAAACACACCACCUCCAUUUAUGCCUGGCAAUGCUGGGUUCUUACUAGCCGUGGCCUACAUGGCUAAAGGAUGGGAUGGAUCGAAACGUGAUACACCUGGGUUUCCUUCAGAUGACGGAUGGGUAGUAAAGCAUGAGGGACUUCGUAAGGCGCUGUGA